AUGACAACAACACAGUCGUCCCCAUCUCACUCGAUCAAAUUGCCUCGUCGCCUCGCCUUUGUCCGUGCUCCAAUGGCAGACCUCUUUCUUUCUUACCGGGAGCUGGUCAACAAAGGAUUUGAUCUUAACCAGGGCCGGAAGCUGAGCAGAAACCGGCCAGACGGUGAAGGCGUCCUGUUGGCCGGACCUCGGGUCUGGGCCUUGAAACGAGGCCACGGUAAUACAUCCAUCUUUUCACACGAAGUCGCCAUUGUCAGGACGCCCUGCUGGAUUAAGAUCACCGAUUACUCAUGUUCCCCUGUGACGGGAGGGAGAGUGCCAACCAUGACCAGCCCCUCUCUCGAUUCCCUGCAGGUGGACGGACCUGUUCUGCAAGCCAGCCCAUGCAGUUCUACGGAGUGA
Aspergillus terreus NIH2624 is the source of this 402-nucleotide messenger RNA. RefSeq lists its product as uncharacterized. The transcript has a single exon. Bases 1 to 402 code for a protein of 133 amino acids. The record is from RefSeq and is a predicted model, not a curated record. Lineage: Eukaryota; Fungi; Ascomycota; Eurotiomycetes; Eurotiales; Aspergillaceae.